AUGAGUAUUUAACAAUCUAUGGUAAUGAUAUCGAAAGCAGAUUAUCCUCUGAUUCCUGAAGAAGCCUUUUUAUACUUUCCAUAACCAUAGGAAAUAAAAGUUGGGGAUGGAAAAUCAGGGUUGAGAAGAAUAUUUGAAGGUUAAAUUGAGUUUGAUAAAUAUGAAAUGUAGCAGCUGUAGGAUUUUGAAUAAUAUGUAAAAUAAAAAUAGGCUAAGUUGAUUGAAUGGUGGGAUAAUGCUAAAAAGCUUAGGUUUUUGUAUGCAAAUUAGUUUAAGUAUGAAAAAACAUUAAAGACAAUGGAAACUCAUUAAGAAUGGAGAUCUCAAGCUCUCCCUCCAAAAUUUACAGAUGAAGUCAAACAAUUUUUGGAAACUGGUGCAUUCUAUGUUCAUGGUAGAGAUAAUAGAUUUAGACCUGUUUUAGUGAUUAAUGUGAAGAGAUUAAAUUUUAAAAAUAUAAAGAUUCAACUUAUAUUAGAUAGUAUGACUUAUUUCUUUGAGUUUAUAUUAAACAACAUGAUGCUUCCUGGUUAGAUUGAAAACUGGGUUGUUAUUUUAGAUCUUGGUAAUAUUGGGUUAUCAAGUCUACCUAUAAAUGGACUUAAGUAAAUCAUGGGAUAUCUCUCUUCAAAUUAUCGUAGCAGAAUGUUUGCAACCUAUGUAGUCAAUACCCCUUCAUCUAUUUUUAUCCCUUAUAAAAUUAUAAAGGGAUUCUUAGAAGAAGCUACCAUUAAAAAGAUAAGUUUUUACAAUAACGGUAAUCCUAAACCACUUUUUACUCAUUGUCACAAAUCAUAAAUAGAAAGCACUUAUAAUGGUGAUUCAAAGCCUGUAAAUUAAAAUUAUUGGCCUCCUAAAGUUAUCAGCAAUUAAUACUAAUUGAUUGAAGAAAAUCUUCAUAGUAUUUUUCAAAGCAAAGAUGAAUAUAACAAAUAAUAUAAAUCAGGAUUAUUGAAAAGAAAUGUUACUUUAAAAGAGUAUAUAGAAGGAUCUGAAGAAAACAAUUAAGUCAAUCCUGAAAGUAUAAAUCUCAUCAGUUUUACUAAGAAAAAAAAUGAAAUUUUUAGCACUAGGGAAUUAUAAGAUGUUUAAACUCCUUAAAGAAACUAUGAACAUAAAAAGAAUUUUGAUAUUUAAAGAUCCCUAAAUAUUGUCAGUGAUAUAUAAAAUUCAGGAAAUUAAUCUUAAAAUAAUAGUAAUAUAUAAAAUAUGCAUAAAAGUGUGUAGUAUAAGCCUCCAAAAUCUUCAUUAGCCCAAUUUGGUAAAGAAGAUCUUUCAAAAAAUUAAAUUGAAGAGUUCGAUGAAGAUAACGAUGAAAAGCAAUCAAACUAAAAUAAAAUGGGAUGGGUUAAUUAAGAUCAAUCACAUGUAACAUCAAAUAUGGCAGAUAAUGUCUCUGUAGCUCAUGAAACAUACAUUGAGAAAGUUGGCGAUGAACCUUCAAUAAAUCUGGUUAUAGUUAAGCAACAUAAAAUGAAUUCAGAAAUUUUUAGAUAAUGA
Messenger RNA from Tetrahymena thermophila SB210, 1500 nucleotides. Its product is annotated as CRAL TRIO domain protein. The transcript is spliced from 8 exons. NCBI's taxonomy places the organism in Eukaryota, Ciliophora, Oligohymenophorea, Hymenostomatida, Tetrahymenidae. The record is from RefSeq and is a predicted model, not a curated record.